Messenger RNA from Zalophus californianus (California sea lion), 1536 nucleotides. RefSeq names its product N-acetylglucosamine-1-phosphate transferase subunit gamma (gene GNPTG). NCBI's taxonomy places the organism in Eukaryota, Metazoa, Chordata, Mammalia, Carnivora, Otariidae. The record is from RefSeq and is a predicted model, not a curated record. Gene Ontology annotation, cellular component: Golgi apparatus. The transcript has 12 exons. The coding region runs from base 33 to 950 and encodes 305 amino acids.
CGGCGCCCACGUGACCGCGCGCGCGGGGAGCGAUGGCGGCGAGGCUGGCGGGCUUCCUGCUGCUGCUGGGGCUCGCAGCGCCCGGGCCCGCGCCCGCCGCUGCCGCCAAGAUGAAGGUGGUGGAGGAGCCCAACGCGUUCGGGCUCAACAACCCGUUCCUGCCCCAGACUAGUCGCCUCCAACCCAAGAGGGAUCCUUCACCCGUGUCUGGGCCCGCGCACCUCUUCAGGCUUUCUGGCAAGUGCUUCAGCCUGGUGGAGUCCACGUACAAGUACGAGUUCUGCCCGUUCCACAACGUGACACAGCAUGAGCAGACCUUCCGCUGGAACGCCUAUAGUGGGAUCCUGGGCAUCUGGAACGAGUGGGAAAUCUCCAACAACACCUUCAGGGGCAUGUGGAUGAGGGACGGCGACUCCUGCCGCUCCCGGAGCAGGCAGAGCAAGGUGGAGCUUACCUGUGGGAAAAGCAGCCGCCUGGCGCACGUGUCUGAGCCGAGCACCUGUGUUUAUGCGCUGACGUUCGAGACGCCUCUCGUCUGCCACCCACACUCCUUGUUAGUGUACCCGGCCCUGCCCCCCGCCCUGCAGCAGCGGUGGGACCAGCUAGAGCAGGACCUGGCUGAUGAGCUCAUCACCGCCCAGGGCUAUGACAAGUGGCUCAGGGUGCUUUUUGAGGAUGCCGGCUACCUAAAGACCCCAGAACAAAGUGAAUCGGUGCUGGAAGGAGGCGCCAAGGACCUGGCCUUCCAGACCUUAGAGAGCUGCCGUGAGGCACAUAAAGAGCUGGCGAAGGAGCUCAGGAGACUGAAGAGCGUGCUGACCCAGCACGGCAUCCCCUACACCAGGCCUGCGGAGACUUCCAGCUCCGAGCACGUGGGCCCCAAGACACCCCCAGACGGGACAGCGGAGCCGCUCCGAGGCGACCCAGGACUGCAUGGGAACACCUUGUGACCUGAGACUGGCAGGAAGGGGAGGCAGAUUUCUAGGGAAAAACGACCCAAUGCAGACCAGAGAAGAUUCAAGUCCUCACCAAAACCACACCCGUUCUCAGGAGCGUUUCUGCCAUGGCUGGGCGGCUGGGCUCUCUCUGCAAGCCCGGGGUCACUGGAGUGGCUGUGGUAAUCGCCAGGCUACCCUGCAGCCUGGGAGCCUCACCCCUGCAAGCUGGCAUCCAUCCGGCUGCAGGAAGCGGCCGUGGGCAAGCCUCUGGUCUCAAGCCACCCGAGUGGGAGCCAGGACACCCUCCUAGCAGGCUCACGAGGCUACAGAGGCUCAGGCACGGCUUUGUGAAGUUAAUAUGAGAGCCUCCACCAUCGGGGCCCUGGGCCGCGCUUCCCCUCAGAGGAACACACAAACCCGAGGGAAGGGCGUCCUCCGCCCCUCGUGCGAGGCUCAGGCACUUAGAAAAGCGGCCGCGGGUCACGGAGCAUGAUUGGGCUCAGCGCCACUGCAUGGUCCUGGAAUAUAAAACUCCAAUUAAUGUGCGUGUGCACGCAAUUAGGAGUCCCUUUCACAAAAUUAAAAACCUCUAAAUGUG